AUGCUGAACGGGUUCUGCGAAAAAUUCCAAGCCAAACUACUGAUACGAAUACUGGCGCUGGGCAACGUUAUUGUAGGAUAUCUGCAACAGCAGCGAUUCAUGGUAGGGCCAUCAAGAAGGAAUAUAAGGCGUCAAAAGCUGUCUGUAGACUCUGGGAAAAGUGUUGUUCCAAAUGAAGAAUCGAGUGACUCGAAAACAAACGACGAUCCUCAUACUAAUUAUAGCUCCAGUGAAAACUCAUUAGAUACCAUCGCCGAACCGGAAACCGAAUACUUUGAACUAAGACAAAGAGAUAUAUUUCCUGGCAAAUUUCUUCUAGUUAAAGUAUGUGGUGGAUCAAGAAAAAAACAGUUUAUCGAUAUAUUGCCGUUGUGCAAAAUGUGA
Molecule: messenger RNA, 384 nt
Organism: Acanthoscelides obtectus
Lineage: Eukaryota; Metazoa; Arthropoda; Insecta; Coleoptera; Chrysomelidae
Source: the annotation of a GenBank genome assembly